AGUCGCUCAAGCCCUUUAAGGAACGUCGAUUUUUAUUUUUUUAUUUUUUUUGGACAAAAUGGGAGUUCGCUUUGCCGUUGUUUUGCUGGGAACCUCUCUUCUCCUCACUUUUAAUACUCAAGGCCAGAGCUUGGACAUCAUGCCUCACAGACCCGGAAUGAAACUAAACUCCGACCCGCGCAAGCUGGAGAACGGCGUGACGCUGGCCCCCGAGGACAUGGUGCCGUUCCUGCACUGCUACUGCUCCGGCUACUGCCCCGAGGAUGCCGUGAACAACACGUGCAUGACUAACGGCCAUUGCUUUGCGAUAAUCGAAGAAGACGAGCACGGGGAGAUCACGAUGACGUCUGGCUGCAUGAAACUGGAAGGCUCCGAUUUCCAGUGCAAGGAUUCCCCCAAAGCUCAGUUACGCAGAACCAUCGAGUGCUGCCGGACGGACUUCUGCAACAGGGACUUAAAGCCCACCCUGUCCCCGCUUCCUCCCGACGGGCUGUUUAGCAGGAGCAUGCACGUCUUCGCCCUGGUCAUAUCGGUCGCCGUCUGCUUAUUGAUCGUCGUCGGGUUGAUCCUCAUCACCUGUAUCUACAAGCAUAAAUUCAAAGCCCAGAGGAUGUUUUACAACCGAGACCUGGAGCAAGACGAGGCGUUCAUACCGGCGGGGGAGUCGCUGAAGGCCCUCAUCGACCUCUCGCAGAGUUCUGGCAGCGGCUCCGGCCUGCCUCUGCUGGUCCAGCGCACCAUCGCCAAGCAGAUCCAGAUGGUGAGGCAGAUCGGGAAGGGCCGCUACGGCGAGGUGUGGAUGGGCAGGUGGAGGGGCGAGAAGGUCGCCGUCAAAGUCUUCUUCACGGCCGAGGAAGCCAGCUGGUUCAGGGAGACGGAAAUCUAUCAGACCGUCCUCAUGCGCCACGAGAACAUCCUGGGCUUCAUAGCUGCGGACAUUAAAGGGACCGGUUCGUGGACUCAGAUGUACCUGAUCACCGAAUACCACGAGAGCGGCUCCCUGUACGACUUUCUCAAGUGUGCCACCCUGGAUACCCGAUCGCUGCUCAAGCUGGCGUAUUCGGCGGCGUGCGGCCUCUGCCACCUUCACACCGAGAUCUACGGCACCCAGGGGAAGCCGGCCAUCGCGCACCGGGACCUGAAGAGCAAAAACAUCCUCAUCAAGGAGAACGGCACCUGCUGCAUAGCCGACCUGGGGCUCGCCGUCAAGUUUAACAGUGACACGCACGAAGUGGACAUACCCCUGAACACGCGCGUCGGCACCAAGCGCUACAUGGCCCCCGAGGUGCUGGACGAAAGCCUAAAUAAGAACCAUUUCCAAGCUUAUAUCAUGGCCGACAUUUACAGCUUCAGCCUGAUCGUCUGGGAGAUGACCCGGCGGUGCGUCAGCGGGGGUAUUGUUGAAGAAUAUCAGUUGCCGUACUACGACAUGGUGCCAAGCGACCCGUCUUUCGAGGACAUGCGUGAAGUCGUGUGCAUUAAAUGCGUCCGGCCCACCGUCUCAAACCGAUGGAACAGCGAUGAAUGCCUGAGAGCCAUCUUGAAGCUCAUGUCCGAGUGCUGGGCGCAGAACCCGGCUUCCCGCCUCACGGCCCUGAGGAUCAAGAAGACGCUGGCCAAGAUGGUCGAGUCCCAAGACGUCAAAAUUUGACGCUAGAGACGGGGGCGCCGCCGGAGGCAGGACUCUUAUUACGCCGACGGAGCGGGGAGGAAAAAAAAAAAA
Molecule: messenger RNA, 1723 nt
Organism: Spea bombifrons (plains spadefoot toad)
Lineage: Eukaryota; Metazoa; Chordata; Amphibia; Anura; Pelobatidae
Gene: BMPR1A
Product: bone morphogenetic protein receptor type 1A
Exons: 11
Coding region: 59-1651 (530 amino acids)
Biological process (GO): dorsal/ventral pattern formation; protein phosphorylation; BMP signaling pathway
Cellular component (GO): plasma membrane; signaling receptor complex
Molecular function (GO): SMAD binding; ATP binding; transforming growth factor beta receptor activity, type I
Source: RefSeq, a predicted model, not a curated record